UUUCGGCAGAUAUUACUAUUAAAAGUGGCAACAUUCCAGCGGGCGCACGAUCUUUGCCGAACGUUUUUCUAUUGGAGGCCGAGAAUAACCGAACGUAUGAUUAGGUCACGUGGUACUUUUGGAGUCUUCGUGGCGUAGCUUGUUCAGCUGCUCGUCGAAGCGGCUGUCGGACGGUCGCCUCUCAGCGAGUCUGCGUACAAUGUAGCGGCCAUUUUUGUUCUUAGUUCAUAAUAGCGUGCGCAUAUUUUAAUGUAUUUAGAUAUUUAGGAAAAUUUUCACGAUGACUAUAAUAGUCUUUUUAAUAGAUACAUCAGCUUCUAUGAACCAAAGAGCUUAUUUGGGCGGACGCCCAACGUUGCUCGAUGUAGCCAAGGGCGCUGUGGAAACGUUCGUAAAGGUUCGUCAACGAUCUCCUGAAAGCAGAGGCGAUAGGUAUAUGCUUCUAACUUUCGAAGAGCCACCCGCGAACAUCAAGGCAGGUUGGAAGGAGAAUUUAGCAACCUUUAUUAAUGAAUUAAAGAAUUUACAAUGUCUUGGUUUGACCACAAUGGGUGCUGCAUUAAAACAUGCAUUUGAUGUCCUAAACAUAAACCGCAUGCAAACUGGUAUUGACACAUAUGGUCAAGGUAGAUGUCCAUUUUACCUUGAGCCUUCUGUAAUAGUUGUUAUUACUGAUGGAGGAAAACUUUCUAGUAAUGCUGGUAUUCAUGAGGAAUUUAAUUUGCCGAUGAACUGUCCAAUUCCUGGAUCUGAACUGACUCGAGAACCAUUCCGAUGGGAUCAACGACUGUUCUCUUUGGUGCUAAGGUUGUCUGGAACACCGGCGGUUGAGAGAGACACUGGCUUGGUGCCCUCCGACUCAUCACCUAUUGAUGCUAUGUGUGAAGUUACUGGAGGACGUUCAUACUGCAUCACCUCGCACCGUAUGCUUAUGCAGUGCAUCGACAGUUUAGUACAGAAGGUACAAAGUGGAGUUGUCAUUAAUUUUGAGAAGAUUGGUCCGGACCCACCGCCCAUUGACGGCGCCAACAAUAGAGAUGGCACAGAACAAACUGACGAUCUCGCUCAUGAAACAGAUAAAGAUAUAGAUGGUGAAGCUGAAAGAAAUGGGCGUUGGAACGGAGGUCCGUAUCAGUCUACGAUCACAAGCCAGAGUUCAGGCGCGCCGCAAGCGUGGCACUCGUGCCGGCGGCUCAUCUACGUGCCGCGGACUGUCUCACAGAAGGGCUUCGCUGUCGGCUUCUGGCCCAUACCGGAGUCCUUCAGACCUGAUCCCAACGCUCCAUCAUUGCCGCCGCGGUCCGCGCACCCCGUGGUGAAGUUCACGUGCUCCAGCCAGGAGCCCAUGGUGAUAGACAACCUGCCCUUCGACAAGUACGAGCUGGAGCCCAGCCCGCUCACGCAGUUCAUACUGGCCAGGAAACAGCCCACUAUUUGCUGGCAGGUUUUCGUAGCAAAUAGCGGCUGUAAAAACUCUGAAGUCAAUCACCCUUUUGGUUAUUUGAAGGCGUCAACAAAUCUGACGUGUGUGAAUUUGUUUGUGUUACCAUACAACUACCCGGUGCUGCUGCCGUUACUUGACGACCUGUUCAAGGUGCACAGAUGUAAACCAACUGCUGAAUGGAAGAUGGCCUUCCAACAGUAUUUGGAUAGAAUGCCAUCGUACUAUGUUGUGCCACUUCGAAGGGCGUUAACGAAAAUGGGCGCAUCUGCGCCGUUGGUACAGAGUCUCAUACCGGACACUCAAGACAAUUCACUAAGUUUUUCCGUCUUAAAUUAUUUGAAGAGAAUGAAAAAUCAAGCUAAAAUGGAGUUUGAGAAACUUUGUGCUGAUGUUAUCAACAAAGCUUCUAAUGGGAAUAAUCAAAAGGUAUCGGAGAGCGUUCGCGUAAUGUCGCGGUCUCCGCUGAAGAAGGAGCUGACGUCGCACCCCAGCCUGCAGGACAAGUUCAGCGCGCUGCGAGACCAGCUCAACGAGUUCGGCGGCUUCGUGGUGGGGCUGUCGCGCGGUCGCCACAAGCCGCACGCGCACACAUACAGGAACCCCUUCGACAUACAGCGCAGAGAUCUGCUCGACCAGGUGGUGCGCAUGCGCGCCAACUUCCUGCAGCCGUCGCUGGCGCACACGCGGCUGGUGGACGAGGACAGCGCGCACUCGAUGCCGGUGGCGCAGAUGGGCAACUACCAGGAGUACCUGAAGCGCAUGACGCCGCAGCUGCGCGAGAUUGAGUCGCAGCCCGUGCGCCAGCACAUGUUCGGCAACCCCUUCAAGAUCGACAAGCGCAUGAUGGUCGACGAAGCGGACAUAGACCCUAUGGGCGCGGUGCGUGGCGCCGGCGGCGGCGGGGCGGGCGGCAAGCGCGGCGCGGAGUCACCCCGCGCGGCGCCGCCCAAGCGCAAGGCGGGCCCGCUGCCGCAGCACGUGGUGGCGCGCCGCCCCUCCUCGCCCGCGCCGCCCGCCUCCCCCGCCUCGCCCGCACCCCCGCCGCCCGCCGCGCCGCACCCCGCGCCUGUCACCGCGCGCCGCCCCGCCUCCCCGCUCGCGCCCGUGCCCUCGGACCUGCCAUCGGGACGCCCGCCAGAAGAGCCGCCCAACAUGGACACGGGAGGACCGACCAUCACAUUACCAGUUCCGCCUUCACCGCCUGUUACGCCUAUUUUACCGCCUGUUAUCAAACCAUUCCUUAACGGAGAUGCUUAUACAACAUUGGGCAGCAAGAUGCCGCGGUCGCCGUCGCCGCCGCCGGAGCCCCCGGGCGCAGCUGCCGGCGGCGCAGGCGCUGCGGCAGCUGCGGGGAGCGCGGCAGCUGCGGGCGGCGCGGCAGCUGCGGGCGCGCCGAGCCCCGCCUUCAGCUCCCUGCUGCCCGUGGUCACGCACGACUCUCAGGAGCUGCAGAUAAACGCGAUACUGCAGGGCAUCGCCGCAGAGAACGAAUCUAACUCGCGAGGAAAGAAACGAAAACGAAAGACGGAAAAGGCCGCGCCCGUGCAGUUCCUGCUGCCGCCGCAGCCGUCGCGAAAGGAGCUGGCAGAUAUAAAGAAACACAAUCUCAACGUACGCUCGGAAGUGUACCGCGCAGUGAGAAGACCCGGCAGAGAUUUUACGAAGUUAUUCGAAUAUUUGAAGGACUUGAAGGGUAGCGUGGAUGUAAAGAAGGAAGUGAUACGUGAUGUCAUCAGUGAGUCGCUGCGGUUCAAGAGGAAGGGGCUUGCGAAGCUUCUAGAAGACUUCCUAGUGAGCCUCGAGAGGAACGGAAACAGCGGCUCGGUCGGCGUAAAAAGAUUGAACUCUGUAUACAGCGCCGGACAUAGCUAGUGAGUGGACUCUAGUGUGUACAGCGCCGCACAUAAUGCACUAAAGUGUGUACAGCGCCGCACACAGUGUACUGGUGUGUACAACGCCGGACAUAGUGCACUGAAUUGUGAACAGCGCCGCACAUAGUGUACAGGUGUGUACAAUGCCGGACAUAGUGCACUGAAGUGUGUACAGCAACACAAAUAGUGCUCUCGAGUGUGUACAACGUCGGACACAGUGAAUGCUAGUGUGUACAGCGGACGGACACAGCUAGUGAAUGUGCUUGAGUGUAUACAAUGCUGGAUACAACUAGUGCACACAUGUGUACAGCGCUGAACAUAACUAGUGUACACGUGUGUAUAGCGCUGGACAUAGUGUACACAAGUGUGUACAGCGCUGGACAUAGUGUACACAAGUGUGUACAGCCCUGGACACAACUAGCGUGCACUUGUGUACAGCGUUGGACACAGUUCAAGCACUAAAGUGAAUAUUUCAUAGACUAAUCAUAGAGUUAUAUUUGCAAGACUAUUUUUUUUAAAUAACUGAAACGUCUGCCUUACUCAAUGUGACUAUGAUUUUAUGUUAACGUCUUUUGGUAUGAAAAUUAAAAUUUAAAUUACGUUGUUGUCAAAAGUUUUUUAGCCUUUGUUAGUGCGUUGGAAUGAUCUCAUUUUAAUCAAAUAUUACAUAAAUUCGUGAAUUAAAAACAGUAAAGUUAACAUUUUUAUACAUUUCAAAGUAUUUCAAGGACUUGGACAUCAAUUUUAUUGGUGAUAAUUUAAACUUCUUUAGACUUUAUGUGUUUUAUUUCGAAAUCGUCAAGCCAAUUAAUCGUUUACAUAAAAUCUUUCGUUAUAUUGAGAAGUGUGAAAGUCUACUAGUGAAUUUUAUUAGUGGAUAAAUAUUGUUACCUAUGCAAUAUGUUGAUAGGAUAAUUUGUUUUCAUAUUGAAGCAUAAUUCGAAUAAAGGUAAAUUUAUGACGGCCGUGGCACGAUUUCAUAAAAGAAAUGCGAUAUUUAAGUAUUUUCUAAUAUCAUUGGACUUGAACAGUAUUAAUUUUAUUAAAAAACAUUACAAUUUUGUCACGGUUGUUGUGUAUAGUCUGACCAGAAAUAUGAAAAUUCCCGCCGUUUUGCGGGUAAAUGGAACUAUACUCUUUGCGUACAUUAGAAAUCUAAUGAAAUGCCUCUGGGUCCGGAUUUUUAUAUACUUGGCUAGGCUAUAUACAUUCUCAGGACUCAUACUAAUAUCGAAACACGUGAAAAAUAUGCUUUCUUUUUCUUUCUCUGUGUAAAAGAGAGAGAGAGCAAUAUUUUUGUACAUGUUUUUUAAAGACAUGAUACAUGAUAAGCUCUGACAGUUCUAGAACAUUCUAUAUUAAAAGUUGUAUUCCGUUUGUAAUGGAAUAAUAUUUUUUAUGUUAAAUUUAUUGUAUUAGAUACAAGUUUGGAACAUUUUAUUUGUUAAAUUAAAAAUUAAGGCCGUCAGAGCUUGAGAAAAACGAAAUUUUUAAAGGAUUUACUUCUACAUUUUUUUAUCAAUGUCAAUAUAACUGAAAAACGAGUGCAGAAACAUAUUGCUAUCUCUUACCUGACUGACAGAGGUAAUGUUAUUCUCGUGUAACUUUGUUUUCAUGUAUCCCAUUGUGACGGCUUAGAGCCUAAACUAUUGAACCAAUUUGUACCAAUAAUGUGGCAUUUGACUCAUCUUCCACAGAGUGUUAGAAGGUAUAUUACAUCUGAACAAAAAAUGAGAAAAUUGAAAUUCUAAGACAAAUAAUUGUAAACUGGAUUCAAAUCUCAUUAUUUUAUUUAGUUUAUUUUAGUUUCUAAAUCAAAUUUUUGGUGUUUUUUAAUAUAUUGGUCUUAGUCAGUCGAGUUAAGUUAUGGUUAAUAUUUAAUUAGAAUGAGAGAGAUAGCAAUAUGUUUGUGCAGUAAACUAAAGGCAAGAAAACUAGUGUGUCUACGCCGAGUCCUGAGUUUACCAUACAGGGCACAAAUAUUAGCUUUUAAUUAAUUGAAGAAUCUGUAAUAAAUUGAAACUCAUCUGAUGCAAGUCAGAAUGACUCGAUAACGUUUAGAUCUCUAUUGCAAGUUGUAGUGUAAGAUAUUACAAGUUUUGUUUGAUCCAUACAAUUAAUGCUCAAGUAGAAUUCAUUGAGUCUUGUUACAAAAAUUGUGGUAAAUGAAAACAAAGCAAUACAAGAGUUGUUUGAGUGUUUUGUGAGGGAAUGUUGGUGAAUGUUCUGGUUAUGUAAAUAGCGUUGUACAUAAUAAUUUUAUUACAAUUACCAAUGAGAAUAAAUAUAUAUUGUUUGUAAGUGCGCGUGACGGAGUGAAGCCCGAGAGCCAUCGGUCCUUUUGGAAUUUCUCUUUGUGUUCGUGUAAAUUUGUAAAUGAAGUUUGUGAUACUAGAUAAAGUUUUCACAUUUUUUUAAGGUCUUAAAUGCAUUUAAAUAUUUGACAAGAUGGAUUCUGUAAGGGGCCUUUUGCUCUCAGCGUUGUAUGGUCAAUUGUAAAGUGUAUAUAUCAUUUUAUAAAUAAAUUAUAAUCCUUAUUGGAUUUUUA
This is a messenger RNA of Papilio polytes (common Mormon), 5863 nucleotides long. RefSeq names its product integrator complex subunit 6-B (gene IntS6). The transcript is spliced from 17 exons. Gene Ontology annotation, cellular component: integrator complex. Gene Ontology annotation, biological process: snRNA 3'-end processing. NCBI's taxonomy places the organism in Eukaryota, Metazoa, Arthropoda, Insecta, Lepidoptera, Papilionidae. The record is from RefSeq and is a predicted model, not a curated record. Bases 281 to 3316 code for a protein of 1011 amino acids.